GUAGUCACAGUCGUCGUCAUCGUCAUCUAAUAUGUUCAGCUUCGAUUCUCAUAGCAAAGCACGUAAAGCGGAUGAAUCGAAUCGAUACGUCAGUUGGACGUGUACGCUUUGCGAGAGAAGUCGCGUAAAAUUAUUUUGAGGCUCAAACAAGGCAGACCAUUAGCCCAAAAGCUUAAACAAACUUUCAAUAGUUAUACAAUAUCCAUAAGAAAUCUAUCAUAAGCCCAACAAAAAUCCAAAAAUGAACGAUGCAAAAUUAAUCGACCUUGUGGAGGCACAACCCUCCAUCUACGAUAAGACAGACAUAUUCUACAGCAACAAGGAGCAUGUACGGUCCAUUUGGCAGAUGAUUGCUGGUGAAAUGCAACUGGAAGUUCCGGUUUGCCAGAAGCGCUGGAGGUAUUUGAGGGACUAUUUUGUUCGACAAUUGCACAUCACAGACGACAACAACUGCAAUGGUGUUAAGAAUGAGGAUGACGACGGUGAAGACGGCGAGAAGCAGGUGGUGGCAGCUGCUUUUAGCGGAAAGCGAAGCUAUUGGCCAUUCUAUGACAGAUUAUCUUUUCUAAAACCAUUCUCCUCGACUCGUCGUCGGAUUAAGAGAACUUCUAGCGAUGAAGUUACCAGUCAACGUCAAUUAAGUCACGAUGACAUUAUUUACUCCACGCAAUCCAUCUGCAGUGAGAGCAGUGAUCGAUCGAGGAUGAGUAGUAAUUCCACGGCUUCUAUUGGGGGACAGAAUCAGCACCCUGCUGAAGAUGCCUUCUCUAACAUCGAAUAUUUGAAAUUCUACCAAGCAAUGCAGAUGGCAGCACAACAAAAUUUCAAUUCAAAUAAUAACGGCUAUGGACAUCAGUUUCCGGUUGCAAUAGCGAUGGAGGAUGAAGACGAGAUGAGAAGGAGUCCAGCGAAGAAGAAACGCCACCAGAAUCAGAAUGGGAACCAUUCAUCGGGUUUUCCACUUGUUGAAUAUGACAUCGAUGAACAUGAUUGUUUCUUCAAGAGUAUUUUAAGUUCGGUUAGGAAAAUCAGUGAUGAGCAUAUUAUUGCCUUUAGGACGGAAGUUCUGCAGGUUUUGAUGAAAUUUCGGAAUUUAAGUGAUACUGCAACUGAUAAUGAAGCAUCAGAUGUAAAUGAAGAGUUUAAUGGUGAGGAUGAUGGAGAAGAGGAUGACGAUGAUGUUGUUGUUGUUAAUACUGAAGAGGCUCACUGGAGAAAGAAUCUAUUUCGAAAGAAAUUGUAGUUUCAAAAAUUAUGAUGGUGCAGUGCUAAUUAUUAUGUACAUACAUAUGUAAAUGUGCUUUAAAAUGUUGUUAUUUUUAAUAGAAUUUAUAUGAGAUUGUUAAAAUUGUUUUAUGGCAGCCAGUAUUUAUAGUACAAAUAAGGUACAUUAGCUUAUUAUAUACAUACAUUAUAUAUAUAUUUGUUUCUCUUUAUUAUUAAGAAUAUUAUUUGCAAAAUUAAAGUUUGUUAUUAUACACAA
Molecule: messenger RNA, 1483 nt
Organism: Eupeodes corollae
Lineage: Eukaryota; Metazoa; Arthropoda; Insecta; Diptera; Syrphidae
Exons: 2
Coding region: 242-1243 (333 amino acids)
Biological process (GO): regulation of transcription by RNA polymerase II
Cellular component (GO): transcription regulator complex; nucleus
Molecular function (GO): DNA binding
Source: RefSeq, a predicted model, not a curated record